This is a messenger RNA of Eupeodes corollae, 2036 nucleotides long. RefSeq lists its product as uncharacterized. The transcript is spliced from 4 exons. The record is from RefSeq and is a predicted model, not a curated record. Lineage: Eukaryota; Metazoa; Arthropoda; Insecta; Diptera; Syrphidae. The coding region runs from base 783 to 2036 and encodes 417 amino acids.
UCCAAUCAAAUGAGUAAGUAAUAACAUCUAAUGUUGGAAAACAAUGAUAAGAAUAAAAUUUAACGCAGAUGAAAAUAUUAGCUGUCCUGAGAACGAAUCCAGUGAUUUCAAGUUAAUUGACGACAUGGAUACAAGUGUUCCGACUUGCUCUGCAGAUCCAAAUACCCUUGAAUUUUGUGACGAGGUGGAUUUGUUAGGUAACUUGGUACAAAAAACUUUUUGUUCUCAACUAAUUGCUUCUUUUUAUAGAGCCCUUUCAAGAUAGUGGAAGCGAAUAUGCCCCAGACAAUGAAUAUUCGACUGACUCCAGCAUUUCCACGCCAGCACACAGUAUUUUGACACCUCCUCAAAAGAAUAUUUAUGAUCAUAACCAUCAGUACGACACUCCCGAAAACCUGAAAACCAAAUCUGGAAGAAAGCGCCCCAUCAAUCAAAAACUUUGGAAACGGAAUCAAGCCAAACGUUUAAAAAAUUCAGGAAAACCUUUCACUUCUUCAAAAGGUGUUUCAAGAGAAGAAAAACGUAUGCUGAAAGGAUGUGGAGACACUUGCAGGAUGAAAUGUGAAAGUAAAAUUUCAGAGGAGGCCAGGUAGAAUCUUUUUAAAAGCUUUUAUAAACUUGGAUGCAGAACAAGGCAGUGGGACUUUUUGUCAAGGCUUGUUGAAAAUAAUGAUAAAAAACGAACUCUUGUUGGUGUAACUUCAAAAAGGACAUGCACUAGAAAGUAUAAUUUAGUUUUCAUUCAAGAUAAUAGUGAACACAAAGUCCAAGUUUGUCAAAAAAUGUUUUUGAAUACGUUUUCAAUCUCUGCUCAAACGAUCCGGACAGUUUUUGAAAAGAUUGCGAUGAGUAAUGGAAUAAUCCUAAGUCCAGAUAAAAGAGGGCAGCAUUUUAGGCCAGUAAAUGAGUUAAGAGAAAACUCAAAAAUGUUUGUAAAGGAACACAUUGAGUUAUUUCCGCUAGUAGAAUCACAUUACUGCCGAAAGGAUUCGAACAAAAAAUACCUAAGUAAUGAAAUUAAGUCAGUUGGAGAAAUGUUUCGUCUUUACGAAGAAUGGUUUGAAUCUAGAGGUUAUGAUUUAAUAAAUAAAGUAACAUUAAGGCAGUAUCGUGACAUCUUUAACUUUAACUUUAAUUUAAGUUUUUAUGUUCCAAAGAAAGAUCAAUGCGAUUUCUGCUUGAAAUACGAAAACAUGACUCCUGAAGAAAAAAUAGCAUCAAAAUUUGAAAAUGAUCAACAUUUGUUCAACAAACAAAAAGCUCGAGAGUUAAAAGAAGCAGACAAAACAGCUGCACAAGCUUCAUCAGCCACUGUUACUGCUUGUUUUGACUUCGAAAAAAUACUUUCCACUACUACUGCCAAUGCAAGCUGCUUUUAUUAUAAAAGAAAACUAGAAGUUUAUAAUUUCACGGUUUAUGAACUUGCCUCUCAUGAAGCCAAUUGCUAUGUUUGGGAUGAAACCAUCGCCAAAAAGGGGUGUGUAGAGGUUUCAAACUGCCUUCUUAAAUUUAUUGAAGAAUACGUGACAAAAGGUGUACGAAAUUUCCAUUUUUGGUCAGACAAUUGUGGUGGACAAAAUAAAAACAAGGUUUUGUUCGGUUUUUUUGGAUGGGCAUCCAAAAACUUUAAGGUAAACAUCACACAUAGAUUCUUAGAGAAAGGCCACACCCAAAACGAGGGCGAUAGUGUACAUGCAUUAAUUGAAAAAAGUCAGAAAAAUAAAAUAGUCUACACACCAAUCCAAUGGUAUUCAAUUAUUAGGAAUGCAAAAACUAAAGAACCGGUUUAUAAAGUAACAGAAAUGAUACAAGAUGAUUUCAAAGAUUUUAAAACUUUUUCAUAUUCUCUAAAUUGGAUAAAAAAUACAGGGGUGGAAUCGGCUAAGUCUAGCUGCAUACAAAAGUGUUCUGCAACAACAAAAACCAUCCUGCGAUGCUGUGCACAACAUCAGGAGGAAUGGAGCAAUUAUAAGUGGAGUAAAAGUACACCAAAUGGGGUAACCCAGAAAAAUAUGCAAUAUAAUGCGAGAACAUAG